This is a messenger RNA of Oryzias latipes (Japanese medaka), 5201 nucleotides long. RefSeq names its product complement component 5 (gene c5). Lineage: Eukaryota; Metazoa; Chordata; Actinopteri; Beloniformes; Adrianichthyidae. Gene Ontology annotation, cellular component: extracellular region. The record is from RefSeq and is a predicted model, not a curated record. Gene Ontology annotation, molecular function: endopeptidase inhibitor activity; protein binding.
UAGCUCCGUUCCAGGGUCUCUUCUCAGUCAGUGUUGUGUCUGUGGAGCUCAGAGCGGCUCCUCAGGAUGAAGGUGUGUGUUCUACUCCUGUGUGUGUGCUGCCUUUGCUGGAGGACACAGGCACAGCCCAAAUCGUAUCUGGUGACAGCUCCCUCCUCGUUCCGCGUGGACGCGGUAGAGACCGUGUUUGUUCAGCUGUUUGGUUACACGAGGGAGGUGACGGUCUUUGUGUUCCUGAAAGACUCCAUGGCUCCAAAUCAUAAGCUUCUGUCCAGAGAUGUCCUGACCCUAAAUGCCAACAACAAGUUCCAGGCUUUAGCCAAUGUUCAGCUCUAUCCAAACGUGCUGACAAAGGACAUCCAAAAGGUCGUUCUUCAUGUCCAGUCAGAUGAGAUCAACAAUCACGUUUUUGUCCCAAUAAGUCGCUCCAACGGCUUCAUGUUCAUCCAAACCGACAAACCUCUGUACACGCCACAUCAGAAUGUCAAAGUGAGAGCCUUCUCCAUGAACCAGGAGCUGAGGCCAGCCAAUCGCAGCGUCUUCUUGACCUUCAAGGACCCUGACAGAGUGACAGUAGAUGUUGUAGAGAUGGUUGACAUAAAUAACGGAAUCCCAACGAUGCAAAAACGCUUCAAAAUCCCCAUCAAACCAAAGUUGGGAAUUUGGACGAUUGAAGCUUCCUAUUCAGACGACUUCACAACAACAGCAGUAACCGACUUUGAAGUAAAAGAGUAUGUUCUCCCCAGUAUUGACAUCAACGUGCAGCCCAGUUUAAACUUCAUCAGUGACACGAACUUCAACAGUUUUGACUUUAAGAUAUCUGCCAGGUAUGUUCAUGGAGCUCCGGUGGCUGAUGGGGAAGUCUUUCUCCGCUAUGGCUACGUCAGUGGAAAAAAUGCUCCAUUCAUCAUUCCCAACCUGGUUAAAAGAGAAAGGCUUUCUUCUUCUGGGGAAGUGGAAGUAAAUUUAAACAUGCAGGAGGUCCUGAGCAAGCAUGACGGACCGAGAGAGCUCAGCAGCCUGGUUGGAAAGUAUUUGUACAUGGCAGUGUUGGUACAGGAAGAAACAGGUGGCAUCAGUCAGGAAGCAGAGUUUGCCUCAGUGAAGUUUCUCAAGUCGCCUUACCAUCUAAGCCUAAUUUCUACUCCUCCUUUCAUCAAACCUGGACUUCCGUAUAACAUCAAGUUGCUGGUCAAGGAUCACCUUGACAAGCCAGUCAACAGGGUGUCUGUGGAGCUGGUGGAACAACGGCAGAUCACAGAGACAGGGGAGACCAACGUGCUGAACUGUGGAAACAACAACCAAUUGAGAAGCGACUCUGAUGGUUUCAUUUAUUUGAUCUGCAAUCCAUGGAAGACCUCUGUGAAGGCGGUGCUGAAGUUUCAGACAGCAGGCCUUGCAGAAGCUAACCGGGCUACUUUGACCCUGGAAUCUGUGGCCUAUCAUUCCCCAAACGAGCGGUACCUCUACAUCAACACGCCAAUGUUUGGUAAAAGCUUGGUGGUGGGCAGAGACACCCAGAUUCAGGUGCAAACGGCCUCACCUUCAUACUUGAACAUUCAAGCUCUCAACUACCUGGUCCUCUCCAAAGGGAAGGUGGUGUUUCACAAAAGUGUGGACUUUGUCCGAAGUCUUGAUGGAACAAACAGUCUGAACUUCAUGGUAACACCAUCCAUGGUGCCAUCCAUCAGGCUUUUGGUAUUCUACAUUCUGCACGGGGAGGGAACCUCUGAGCUGGUGGCCGACUCUGUCUGGAUAGAUGUCAAGCACAAGUGUAUCAAUGGACUCGAGACCAGUGUGACUGUAGAUACAAGAAUCCACAAGCCAAAGGAAAACCUCAACAUUGACAUCAGGGCCAAUCAGCCAGGUCUGGUGGCCUUAUCAGCAGUGGACUCCGCCGUUUACAGUAUACGCCGAAACUACAAAGACCCAAUUUCCAUGGUUCUGCGUCACAUUGAACAAAGUGACCUAGGCUGUGGUGGAGGCGGGGGCAAAGACAAUGCAGAUGUCUUCCGAUUAGCUGGCCUAACCUUUUUGACCAACGCCAACGCUCAGUCAACAUCUGUUGAUGAACCAUGCACAGCGGCUGUGCGUUCUAAACGAGCACUGAGUGACGAGGCCAAGGAAGCAAAAGCUCAGAGCUAUGGCUCCUUGAAACCAUGCUGUGUGAAGGGGAUGCAGUACAUUCCCAGGAGUGUGACCUGCCGACAGUAUGCCCUGCAGUAUAAAAAGUUAACCCACCGCUGCAGAGAAGCCUUCAGAGAAUGCUGUGAGUUCUACCAGAAAAACAAGGAUGAUGGAGACCUGAUUCUGGCACGCCACAUAGGUGUUAACUUUGACGAGGUCCCUCAGGUGCGAAGUUACUUUCCAGAGAGCUGGCUGUGGGAGGUGCAACCCAUCAGCUCAGGCAAGCUGUCAGUCAGCGGGAAACUUCCAGACUCUCUUACCACCUGGGAAAUUCAGGCUGUUGGGAUGUUUCCCAGUGGAGGCAUGUGUGUUGCAGAUACGGCAAAGGUGUCGGUGAAUCUGCCGCUCAGUGUGGACAUACCCCUGCCUUACCAGGUGGUCCGAGGGGAGCAGGUGGUGCUGCAAGGUUCUGUUUACAACCAGCAGGAUAAAAGCAUUAAGUACUGUGUGACCCUGAUGGCCGGGCCGGCGGUGUGCCUGCUGCAGUCUCAGCCGGUGUCUGGGCAGCCGGGGCUGCACUCCACAGGCUGUAAAUGGAACUACCUGUCUGCAAAUGGGGUGGGCAAAGUCGUAUUUACCCUCCUGGGGCUGGAGCCUGGGAUGCACACCCUGACCUUCACGUUGAAGACAACUGAUGGAAUUCGGGACAUUUUGGAGAAAAACCUGCGUGUAGUGCCAGAAGGAGUGAGGCGAGAUGUGGAUUCUGGAGGUAGUCUUGAUCCACAGGGAGUCUACGGAUCUAAAAAGCUGAAAGUGGUCCUGCAUAACCAAAUGCCAGCAAACGUGGUUCCUAACUCUGCUGUGCAGAGAAUGCUGGCAAUAAACGGGGAGCUUCCAGGAGAAGUCGUUACCGUGCUAACCAAACCAGAGGGCAUCAAAACGCUCAUCGACUUGCCUUUGGGCUUGGCCAUAGCAAAGCUCGACACUCUGUUCCUGCUCACCCAGGUGUACCUUUACCUGGAGACGACAUCGAGCUGGGACCUGUUUGGAGCCAAUUCCCAGAAAAGCUCAGCUGAUCUGAAACAGAAGAUUCAGGACGGUCUGAUUGAUCUCAGUUCAAUCAGGAAUGGAGACUCCAGUUACAGCACAUCAAUAAAAGCAGAACCGAGCACCUGGGUCACGGCGAUGGUGGUGAAGGUUCUGGCUCUAGCAGAUUCUGUGAUGUCGUUGGAUCAUCAGUCUCUCUCUGAGUCUGUAACAUGGCUGAUUUCCAAGACUCAGCAGGCGGACGGGUCUUUUUCUGAGUUAUCCUCCUUCAAACCCAACAGAGCCAUGGUCGAGGGGGCUGAUCCCAUAGAAAAAUCGGUGUAUGUAACAUCUAUUGUGCUCAUCGCCUUGCAAAGAGCAAGCGAGAUCAGAGAUGAAAGACUGCAGCUCCGAUUUCAUGUCAGCAGUAGACGCUCAGCUGCAGGAUAUCUCUCCCAGCAUGCCAGAGAUGUGAAGAGCGUGUACGUGCGGGCCGUGGCGACCUACGCCCUGACCCUUCAUGACCCCAACAGCAUAGCGGUGUCUGAACUAAUCAGCAGCCUUGAGAGCGUAGCUCGACAGAAAGGUAACCCUGUGGAACUCAGAUAUUGGCAGGAGGCCGAUGUGACGGCAGACUGGAUAAAGCCUGACCAGUCCAGUGGUCAGACAGUGGAGACAACAUCAUACGUUCUGCUGACUAUGCUGCUAAAGGGGAGGAUCCCUUAUGCAAAUCCAAUUCUGUCGUGGCUGACUCAGGAUCAGUACUACGGCGAUGGCUUCUUCUCUUCAACGGACAUGGUCUUGACUUUGGAGGCACUGACCGAGUACAAAAAGUUAAUCCCACGAACUGAACUCGAUCAGCAAAUCAACAUCCGCUACAACAGAAAGGGAGAGGUGAAGAGAGUUGCCCUAAAUCGCAGGCAACCUGUGGUUGCCCCCAUAGAGAUUUCCCUGACAGAUGACAUCACUGUGUCCACGGGUUAUGGGAAGGGAGUGUCUAAUGUAAAGCUGAAGACGGUGUUCUACCAGACAACAGCCUCCCUACAGACCAGAUGUAACUUUGAGCUCAACAUUGAGAUGUCCGGCUCCAACCCCUCAGAAAGUUCUAGCACGGAGGCUCCUCACCUGGCCGCCUGUGUGAAGUAUAAGCCUCCUUUAAAUGAGGUGUCGACUGCGUCUUCUCUGACGGUGCUGAAGAUCCAGCUUCCAACAGGUGUGGAGCCGUAUUUGGAAGACCUACGACAGUUCAUGGACCCAGACAACCCCAUCAUAUCCCACUAUGAACUCCAGGGAAGCACAGUGGUCAUCUUAAUGGACACAGUUCCCUCAGAUAUCUUCCUGUGCGUUGGGUUUCGGGUCAGAACCAGGUUUAAGGUGGUUGGCGCCAGCGACUGCCUGUUCACUGUCAGUGAGCGACAGGACAGAGGCAGCUUGUGCACCAAAGAGUUCUCCCCCCAGCACCAAAUGCUUCAGCGCCUCUGCCUGGGCGAACAGUGCCAGUGCAUGACGGCUGCGUGUGCGGCCUACAGAGGAAACGUUGACCUCAGUCUGACAUCAGUCCAACGGAGAGAGGAGCUCUGCCAGCCGCACGUCAAAUACGGCCUGAUAGUGGCGGUGAGGUCAUCGGCCUCAGAAGGAGACUUUAUGAUCUACUCUGCCUCUGUGGUUGAAGUCCUCAAGAAUACGGAAAAAGAUCUUGAGGCUUUAAAUCCUAAAUCUGAAGUGGAGCUAGUGAAGAAGGCGACAUGCACCAGCAUCAACCUUCAAGACAACAAACAGUAUCUGGUAUUUGGAUCCAGAGGCUCAGAAGUCCAAAAUGGCAGACACUUCAAGUAUCGCUUGGCCUUGGAUUCGGAGGCACUGGUGGAGCUCCUGUCGACAGACUGCAGCUCUGACUUGUGUCAGAAGCACCAAGCCCAGAUGGAGGAUUUUAGUGUUUACUUUAUGCUGAAUGAAUGUAUCUGAGCUAAAGUCUCGACUGAUGUUUGUCUGUGAAAUUUCAUUUCAUAAAAAUGUUAAAAUAAAGAUUUAUAAUCUGUAAACAUGAA